Molecule: messenger RNA, 1166 nt
Organism: Punica granatum (pomegranate)
Lineage: Eukaryota; Viridiplantae; Streptophyta; Magnoliopsida; Myrtales; Lythraceae
Source: RefSeq, a predicted model, not a curated record
CAAGAGUCAAGUCACUCACUCGCUCACCUCACCGCGUUCUGUUUCAUUCUCCGAUCACUCACCGCGCUCUGUUUUCAUUCUCCGAUUACUCCCCCUUUUCUCUUUCCGAUUAUCGAUCCAUCGCCAUGGAGAUUGCGAGACCUGUGAUUGUCCGAGAGGUCUGGGCGCAUAACCUGGAGAAAGAGUUCGCCUUGAUACGUGUGGCCCUCCCCGGUUGCAGAAUCGCUGCUAUCGACACAGAGUUCCCAGGUCACAUCUUCAAGUCCCAAGUCGACGGCCACCUGAUCGCCCACCUCCCUCCUGCGGAGACCUACGAGCUGAUGAAGUCGAACAUUGACGCCCUCGAGAUCAUUCAAGUCGGCCUCGCCCUCUCCGACUCCUGCGGCCGGCUUCCCCACUUCGGCACUCCGUUUUCCUAUGUGUGGCAGUUCAAUUUCCAGGAUUUUGACAUCGAGACCAAUGCAUAUAAUGAGGAGUCGAUCAACCUGUUGAAAUCCCAGGGCAUUGAUUUCUCGAAGAACAGGGAGAUGGGUAUCUCGUCCCGCGACUUCGUGAGGCAGCUAUUCCUCUCUGGCCUCAUCGGUGGUGGCCGUCCCAUUAGUUGGGUCACUUUUCACGGGUCCUACGACUUCGGGUUCAUGAUCAAGAUGCUGACCCGGCAACCCCUUCCGACCCACAUGCUCGAUUUUCUGAGAUUGUUGAAACGCUUCUUCGGGUUCUGCAUUUACGACGUGAAGCACAUGAUCAAAUCUUGUGACGGCCUUUACGGGGGCCUAGAGCGGGUCGCGAAGUCCCUCAAUGUUGAUCGAAUCGCUGGUAAGAGCCAUCAGGCUGGGUCCGACAGCCUCCUCACCCUUCAAACAUUUUUCAAGCUGAUUGGGAGCCGGAAGCCAUUCACAGACAACACUGAGGGUAUGGCUCUGUUCAGGUUCUGUUCGGUGCUGUUUGGAUUAGAAGCUCCUAUGCAGUGGAGAUGUUCCGGUCUUCUGUUCGGGUCGCAUCUCCAUUGGGAUAACUUCCAUGCUCGACACUUAUGUUGAUCUUUUAAUUUCCGGAAUAUCAGAUGUCUGAAAAGAAUGCUAUUUCUUGUAAAUCCGAUAGGUGUUUUAGUCAUAUCUCCUUGUAUAUUCUGCAUCCAAGUUCUACUGCAAUUCUCUUUACCGUAA